AUGCUGGAUUAGUGGACUAUCAUACCCGAUAAUUCGCAAGAUAAAAAACUGGCACGAAUAACCAGAACUGAAUCCGGUUUCUGAUUGCACUAUAAGGUGUGAUACGCAUAAUGCGCAAGCCGGAAAACAGUUUCAGUAUUGGAAAUGCUAUUCGCAUAUGAACUCAAUUGCGAGAGUGAUAAAGUGAUUUCCAUUCGUAAUUUAGGAUCAAACUCCUUUUCAGGCACGACAUUCGAUAUUCAAAAUGUAUACAGGCACGACUGUCGCGUAAAAUUAACACAAUACAAAGCUACGAUAGAUAUUGUAUCUUGCGACAUUUAUCAUUAAAGUAAGAGUUGAAAAGAUCAUCACCCUUGACUCAGUUAACGGGGGGGAUUAGCAACCUUGUGUGAAGGAAAGCAUCAGAACAUCAAAUGUCGACCAACUAUAUUAAUACUAUCUUAUUUAUCAUGGUGACUACUUGUGCAGCUACACCAAUUCUCCUUUUAACUCCCGAAGAGACACUCGCCCAUCCAGCUGUCGCAAUUAAUUCUGCAAUGGAAGAUAAUUUGCCUAACGAAUUACGAAAUAAUUUCUAUAAAAACCCAAAUAUUGCUGCUGGUCUCGCUAAAGAAUCCUGGUUCGUCGAUAAGGAAAUGCAGGUAAUCGACCGAGACACAGACAAAAUCCCGAGAGAAAAGAUUUAUAGUAUGCUACAUUACGCUGGACUCGUUCGCAGAUAAUUUAUAUUUAUAUAUAAAAUAUGUUUAUAUCUUUUAUAUCUCUAUACAUA
Molecule: messenger RNA, 772 nt
Organism: Monomorium pharaonis (pharaoh ant)
Lineage: Eukaryota; Metazoa; Arthropoda; Insecta; Hymenoptera; Formicidae
Exons: 4
Coding region: 414-722 (102 amino acids)
Source: RefSeq, a predicted model, not a curated record